Molecule: messenger RNA, 906 nt
Organism: Vicia villosa (hairy vetch)
Lineage: Eukaryota; Viridiplantae; Streptophyta; Magnoliopsida; Fabales; Fabaceae
Exons: 1
Coding region: 1-906 (301 amino acids)
Source: RefSeq, a predicted model, not a curated record
AUGAGUUAUCAAGCUUUUGAAGAUGUGUUAGCUUUAUUAAUCUACGGGUUAGUACUAUUCCCUAAUCCUGACCAGUUCGUUGAUAUGCAUGCUAUCACAAUAUUUCUAGCUCGCAACCCGGUACCUACCUUACUCGGAGACAUUUUACAUUCGCUUUACACUCGUACCAACAAGAAACGAGGAACUCUCAUGUGCUGCAUACCUUUACUUUCCAGGUGGUUUAUUUCGCACCUUCCCCGAUCGGUAUUGAGGAAUGAACAAAGGAUGCAAUGGUCACAAAGGAUGAUGUCACUCUCUCAUUCGGAUAUUCAUUGGUGCACUCGAUCUGACAAGGAUUUCACUAUUAUCGAUCGCUGUGGGGAAUUCCCUAACGUGCCACUCCUUGGCAUUAGGGGAGGUAUCACUUACAAUCCUUCAUUAGCUUUGCGUCAGUUUGGUUAUGCUCGAAGAAAUGGUCCUCAUGACAUGAUCAUCAAGGGUUAUGCGUUUGAUUAUGAAGACGAUCCUCAGAAUUACCGACGAAGUUUCAUACGUGCGUGGGACAAAGUAUAUAAGUAUGAUAGCAAGGAGUUGGGCCAGAAAAACUCUAUUCCUCUUGAACCUUACCUCAAAUGGGUGCGCACUCGUGCUCAAAAGUUUAUUAUGCCAUACCCUGCUGUCAGAACUGUGAUUAUUGAGCCUGAAUUUGAGGGAGAUGUCCCUCAGGUUAUUCUUCAUCCAGACAUGCCUACCGAUCUUGAGGAGCUGAAGAGAUCUUGGAUCCAGUUGAAGGAAGAAAGGGACACCUUUGAAGCUCAAUUUUGCGCCAAAGAGAGGAAAGUAUUAGAGCUCACAAAGCAACUUCAGGACGAGCAAAGCAUCAACACGUUCCUUGGUGCAAAGCGAAAGCGUCCAUGGGAGACUUGA